CGCUGUCACUGCUCCUCAAAAAGUUAGCAGGGGAACACUAAUUCAAAUCCUGCUAAUUACACAUUACACCAGAAUUUUAAUGCUCAGCAGUCCCCUCGAAUCUGAUGUUAGUGAUACUAGACUCCUCAUCGGUAAAAGAAAAAUGUCAUCACAGGGUUCACCACUUUCAUGUGCUGAAGACAUAGAUGCCCAUACCAGAAAAAGACCUCGAAACCUAAAGCAGGCUCAUUUUUCCACUCCCAUGAAGCGAACGGUUUGCUCAGAAUGUCAGAUGUCAUAUAUGCAACACAUGAAAUCCGAUCGCCAAUUGCAUGAUAAAUAUCAUCGGCGCGCUAUCGAAGGAAUAGAGCUCGGCCCAACCAACUCCCUGCUAUGUAACCUGAUUGAACGGCACCAAUUGAAAUCUGGAGUUGAUGGAAAGAUAGUAGAGGUCAACUCUGAGUCGUCUAAAGAGAUUUCUGUCGCCGAAGAAUUCCUUGAUAUUGUCAACAACAUUUUGAGUGCCCCCCAAGAUAAUAGGGACUGGUCUUCUGACCCAAAUAGAGGCAAGGUUUUUAUGUUCGUGAUCAGGAAUAAGGCAGUCGGGAUUUGUUCGACUGAACGAAUAAAAGAGGGAAAGUGGAUGGUUUAUGAUACAGGAGAAUUAGUACCAAAACAAAAGAUACCUUUGGCUAUUGGGAUUUCGCGAAUAUACGUGAGUCACAAAUACAGAAGAAUGGGUAUAGGGCUUCGUCUUUUGUUCGCCGUUCAACAACACAGUAUAUAUGGUUUGACGCUUACAAAAUAUCAAAUUGGCUGGAGUCAGCCAAGCGAGUUUGGAGGCAAACUUGCUCUUUCAUUCAAUGGCGUGAAGCACAAAUCAGGCAAAAUGCUCAUACCCAUCUAUGAGGAACGAUAAUGAUAUGUGCAUGACAAAUAUCGUUCUAACGCAGUUUUGCGGCUGUGCUAAAUCGAAAAGUACAUAAAUUUCGUGUUGUUUACAAAAACAAAC
Molecule: messenger RNA, 991 nt
Organism: Ogataea polymorpha
Lineage: Eukaryota; Fungi; Ascomycota; Pichiomycetes; Pichiales; Pichiaceae
Exons: 1
Coding region: 143-898 (251 amino acids)
Biological process (GO): mitotic sister chromatid cohesion
Cellular component (GO): nucleus; chromatin
Molecular function (GO): protein-lysine-acetyltransferase activity
Source: RefSeq, a predicted model, not a curated record